AUGUCAGAUAUUCAAAAUAGUAAUAACGAAGCGUUAGAGUCGUCACAGACAAGCGUUGAAGGUGAAGCUAGAGCCCAAGAAAAGGCAAGUAACUCCGAUGACCUUGAGAGGCAUGAAACUCCUCAAAAUGAGAGCGAAAUACCCACUAGCAAAGAAAUAGAAGAAAACUUACCAUCUUUACCCGAAAAGUCGUUUAAAGAUUACCUUUCAUCCACUGUUCUUUGUUUCUUCAUCGCUUUUGGUGGUUUCAUAUUCGGCUACGACACUGGUACCAUCUCUGGAUUCACUAAUAUGCCUGAGUAUAUAGAUAGAUUCAGAUUGCAAACUAUUGAUAGUAAUGGAAAUGCUGUUACGAAAACAUAUAAGGUCGGUCUUAUAGUUGCUAUAUUCAACGUAGGGUGUGCAUUUGGUUGUCUUUUUCUUUCAAAAAUUGCAGACGUUUCUGGUCGUCGUAUGGGAAUAAUGGUAGCUGCUGUCGUUUACAUUGUUGGAAUAAUCAUUCAAAUUUCAUCCCAAAGUCUGGAAAAAUCUUGGAUUCAGAUUGUAAUCGGACGUUUAAUUUCUGGGUUCGGAGUUGGGUCAAUUUCAGUUUUAUCUCCAUUGUUCAUUGGAGAAACAUCACCAAAAGCUCUUAGGGGUACCUUGGUUUGCUGUUUUCAACUUUGUGUCACGUUUGGAAUUUUUAUUGGUUACUGUAUUAAUUACGGUACUUAUCAUCAUUACAGUGACUCCCGUCAAUGGAGAAUCACUUUAGGUUUAAGUUUUGCCUGGGCACUUAUAUUGCUCGGGGGCAUGUUAUUUUCUCCUGAAUCACCUCGUUACUUGAUUGAGAAAAAUAAAAUUGAAGAGGCCAAGAAAUCAAUUGCCAGAUCUAACAGUGUUGAUCCGGAAGCGCCAUCAGUCUACACCGAAGUUCAAAUGAUUCAAGCUGGAAUUGAUAGAGAAAAGCUUGCUGGUAAUGCAUCAUGGUCUCAAUUGAUUUACGGAAAGCCUAAAAUCCUUUUGCGUGUUACGACGGGUGUUACAUUACAAUGCUUACAACAGUUGACUGGUAACAAUUACUUCUUCUACUAUGGUACUUAUAUCUUUAAGUCGGUCGGAUUACUGGAUUCCUUCCAGACUUCAAUUGUAUUGGGGGUUGUUAAUUUUGCUUCCACAUUUGUUGGUAUAUAUGCAAUUGAAAAGCUUGGAAGAAGAUUAUGUUUACUUCUGGGUGGUGUUGCAAUGGCGGUAGCAUUAUUGAUUUAUGCCACUUUAGGAACAGCAGGUGAUGUUACAAUCAAGCCACAAGGUGAUGCUCAAAUUUUCAUCACUACUCUUUUCAUUUUCUUCUUCGCAUCAACCUGGGCUGGUGGUGUUUACUCCAUUAUCUCGGAAAUUUAUCCACUUAGAAUACGGUCAAAAGGUAUGGCUGUUGCAACUGCAGGUAAUUGGACAUGGGGGUUUUUAAUCUCAUUUUUUACGACAUCCAUUACCGACAAGAUAGGGUUUGCGUAUGGUUACGUUUUUUUCGGCUGUGUUGUCUUCGGUUUUGUUUUCACAUACCUCUUUGUCUAUGAAACCAAGGGAUUAUCUUUAGAAGAGGUCGAUCAAUUGUAUGCUUCUGGAAUCUCAGCAUGGAAUUCUCCAAAUUGGCAACCUCCUAGUCAAAGUGAAAUGGCAUACACUACGGGCUAUGCACGUGAUGUUAAACCUGAGGAAGAGAGAAGAGAAUAA
Priceomyces carsonii is the source of this 1716-nucleotide messenger RNA. Its product is annotated as sugar porter family MFS transporter. The transcript has a single exon. Gene Ontology annotation, molecular function: carbohydrate:proton symporter activity. Gene Ontology annotation, biological process: transmembrane transport; carbohydrate transport. The coding region runs from base 1 to 1716 and encodes 571 amino acids. Gene Ontology annotation, cellular component: plasma membrane. NCBI's taxonomy places the organism in Eukaryota, Fungi, Ascomycota, Pichiomycetes, Serinales, Debaryomycetaceae. The record is from RefSeq and is a predicted model, not a curated record.